GUCGGUAAGACCAUAAGAGGUGGCUUCUUCAACGUCCCGAUGUCUUUGAAUGUCGUUAACCAGAUUAUAUCACAAUUGACAAGCCAUGGAACAUUUAACCAGGUUUUCAGAGGAAUCCAAGCUGUUUCAGUAACAGAUAAUUGCCUGACAUGUAGGUUCAAAGUUACGAAUUCUGAAGCCAAUUCACUAAACACUUUACAUGGUGGAUACAUCCUUGGGGCUAUCGACUUUAUAACUUCUGUCGAUCUGAUGAGAUUAGGGUGUAUGAAGCACGUCAGCGUUAAUCUUGAAGCAUCAUUUAUAAACCCAGGAAAAUUGGACUCAUGGAUUAGGUCAGAUUCAUAUGUACUAAAGAAAGGGAAGCGUAUGGCCUUCUGUGAAAUCAAAUUCGUGAACGAACAGUCAGGAGAACUAGUUGCACGUGGGACUCACACGAAAUACAUAAUAGACGAGAUGAACCUAUCUCCUAAGAAGUAGUAUUGUUAAUCUCUCGUUUCUUCGAUCCUUCUUUUGCUUUAUGAUAUGUCACGGUUUGUUAGAAUAAAUAAGUUGGAUGUUUGCUUCUUCAGUCGAACUUUUACAUAGCUGGUUGGUUGUACACUUAUAAGUCAAGUUGUUAUCAUUCAUAAUACGUCAAAGCCUAUCUUUUGCUGUUAAACUCAGCAUCUACAUUUUACUCAUAAAAGGGAAUUUAUAUUAACCAUUCUCAUAAUAAGCAUCACGCAUAUUUCACUUUUAUAAAAGUGUUGAUAUAUACGUAUUUUUACGCAUCCACCCCGAGUCCAGAUAUGGCAAAAGCAUAACUAUAAUUUUUGUAUUUACAGGAAUUACUGAUGUAUGUGAGAUGGUUUCUUAUUACAGAGGCGAAAUUCUGGUUAUGUUUUGUACCCGGUGAGUGUAAAAUGAUACGAAGGACUGGUCCGCUCAUAUACUUAGCUUGAUGAUAGAAAAUAAACCUGUUGAAUA
Molecule: messenger RNA, 966 nt
Organism: Schistosoma mattheei
Lineage: Eukaryota; Metazoa; Platyhelminthes; Trematoda; Strigeidida; Schistosomatidae
Source: the annotation of a GenBank genome assembly